GGGUUUGGUGUGGUGAAUACCGAUUUGACUGCUGAACAGCGUUUAAUCAUCAGCCGAUGUUUAACAACGGUUGGUGAAUACGGCCGUUCAUGUAGUAAACCUUUAUUCAAAUAACCUGAAAAAUUUCAGGGUCAUUAUUUUUUUUCUACCCAUUAUUCAAAAUGAAUAAAGAAACAAAUUUUCUGGCAUGUUUUUCACAUCAGCUUGAUUUACUUGAAUCUGAGGGUAGAUACAUUGAAAUGUCAAAUAAUAUUUUACAUAUGAUGGUUAAGAAUGUUGAUUUAAGUCCAUUAGCUGGUAAAAUCAUUAAAUUUUUAGCAAUUCCAUAUCCUCCUUGUAAGAAGGUUUUAUAUGCAUUUUUGACCAGAUACUCUACAAAUAUCGCUGACUUAAAUAUCCUUGCAACCAACAGUUUGCUGAAGGAUUUUCAGGAUCCAAAUCCAUUCAUUAGAAGACUGGUGAUUAAAACUAUCUGUUCCAUACCUUGUCUGUUUGAACUUGCAUUUCAAUUACUACCCCAAGCUUUAUGUGACAGCAGUUCAUAUGUGCGUUGUACUGCUGCAGCUGCAUGCUCUUUGGUUAUAACAGACAGCAAUGUUAAAGACAACCAAGAAGUUAUCGACAAGUUAUAUGAGAUGAUUAGAGAUCCUGAUCCUACAGUUGUAUGCAGCAGUUUGUCUGCUUUGAAUGAGAUUUUAUAUUCAGAUGGUGGCGUUGUAAUAAAUUCUAAAAUUAUAUUUUACCUUCUGAGCAGGAUUUCAGAAUUUCAAGAAUGGAAUGUAACUGUUAUUUAUUUGGUUAUGAAGAAAUAUGUUCCCAAAAAUACAGACGAACUGUUACGCUUUUUAAAUGCCCUUGAUGAUAAAUUGCUUGAUAGAAAUCCAGCAAUAUUCACAAAUGCAGCUGAUCUUGCUUUGCAUUAUAUUCAACAGUUAAAUAAAGACUUUUCUGAGGAUAUCAUUCAGCAAAUUUCUCCACAAUUAAAAUUAUUACUUAGUCAUUCCAGUACGGAAACUCUUGCUUCUGUGUUGGACGUAAUUGAAGUCUUUGUGCCUAAACAUAAGGCAGUAUUUGUAUCCUUUUAUAAAUUAUUUUUCUGUCGUUUCUCAGACACCUGCAUAAUUAAAGUAAAGAAGCUGAAGAUUCUCACAGAAUUAAUCAACUCUAAUAAUGUUUUAGACAUAGCUGAUGAGUUGUUGUUACAUUGCUGUGAUAUUACAAGAGAAGUAUCCCAUCAAGCUGUGCACAGUUUCAGUACAGUAAUACGAAGAUAUCCUGAAUUGAAGACUCAUUUAAAUACCUUUAUCAGCUUGAUGGACAUACAGUAUAAUGGUUUGAGUGAAGACAUUUUAAGUGCUCUAAGCAUAAUAGACUUGAAUGGAGACUCUCAUAUCAAAGAUGUUGUUCUUGCAGCUGUAUCAAAACAUGCUGAUAAAGUAAACAAUGUAGAAUCAAAACUUUGUCUGCUGAAAUUCAUAGGGCGAUAUGGCAGAGAAAUCGAGGAUUCACCAUACAUGAUUGAAAGGAUUCUAAAUGAUGAACUAAGUUUUCAAAAUGAAAAAUUGAUGAGUUUUCUGUUAAUGAUCACUGUUAAGCUGUUUCUUAUUCGACCUGAAGAAAUGCAAUUAAUAUUGGGUCAGGUUCUUCAAAAUUUUCAGAAAUCUUCUUGUCUUCUCUUAAAGAAACAAGCAUCCUUGUAUUACAGUCUGUUGAAAGAUAUUCCCAUUUCCAAGAAAGUGUUCCAAAUUGAUGAUACAUGUUUGUCUACCAGUGAGACUAACUGAAAACCAAAGAAUUGUAUAGGUGUUUUAUUAUCAAAUUUUGCAUAUACAGCUAUUAUUUUAAUAAUUUAUAAAAAUUAUAUAAAUAAAAAGAUGUUUCAAUAUU
Argiope bruennichi is the source of this 1887-nucleotide messenger RNA. RefSeq names its product AP-4 complex subunit beta-1-like. The record is from RefSeq and is a predicted model, not a curated record. Lineage: Eukaryota; Metazoa; Arthropoda; Arachnida; Araneae; Araneidae. Bases 162 to 1784 code for a protein of 540 amino acids. Gene Ontology annotation, biological process: vesicle-mediated transport; intracellular protein transport. The transcript has 4 exons. Gene Ontology annotation, cellular component: membrane coat.